AUGGCUGCAUCGCCGGUGGGGUCGGUGGUGAGCGCUGGGCUGGAUGAUAGCCCCACGGGGCUGAGCCCGGCCCCCGGCAAGGUGCUGAGCCCCGUGCUGCUGUGCAAGGUGUGCGGGGACACCAGCAGUGGGAAGCACUAUGGCAUCUAUGCCUGCAACGGCUGCAGCGGCUUCUUCAAGCGCAGUGUCCGCAGGAAGCUCAUCAGGUGCCAGGCGGGGACAGGGCUGUGCCCGGUGGACAAGGCGCACCGCAACCAGUGCCAGGCCUGCCGGCUGAAGAAGUGCCUGCAGGCUGGCAUGAACAAGGACGAUCGCUUCAUGGCUAGCCUGAUGACGGCCGAGACCUGCGCCAAGCUGGAGCCCGAGGAUGCUGAUGAGACGGUGGACGUGACGGGCGGCGAGCCAGAGCGGGCAGCCAGUGAGUACCAGGUGGCACCGUACCCGUCAGCCAGCCCCGAAAACGUCUACGAGACCUCAGCGCGUCUCCUCUUCAUGGCCGUGAAAUGGGCCAAAAACCUGCCCGUCUUCUCCAACCUGCCCUUCCGCGACCAGGUGAUCCUGCUGGAGGAAGCGUGGAGUGAGCUGUUCCUGCUCUGUGCCAUCCAGUGGUCCAUGCCCCUGGAGAGCUGCCCGCUGCUGGCCGUCCCCGAGCCAGCCCCUGGCAAGCUGCUGCCAGCUGCCCUGGACGUCCAGGCGCUGCAGGAGACCCUCGGCCGCUUCAAGGCGCUGGCCGUCGACCCCACCGAAUUCGCCUGCAUGAAGGCCGUGGUGCUCUUCAAACCAGAGACCCGCGGCCUGAAGGACCCUGAGCAGGUGGAGAACCUGCAGGACCAGUCACAGGUGAUGCUGGGCCAGCACAACUGUUCUCACUACCCCGGGCAGCCUGUCAGGUUCGGGAAGCUGCUGCUGCUCCUCCCGGCGCUGCGCUUCAUCUCCUCCGAGCGCGUGGAACUGCUCUUCUUCCGCCGGACCAUCGGCAACACCCCCAUGGAGAAGCUGCUGUGCGACAUGUUCAAGAACUGA
Messenger RNA from Pygoscelis adeliae (Adelie penguin), 1023 nucleotides. RefSeq names its product nuclear receptor subfamily 2, group E, member 3 (gene NR2E3). The record is from RefSeq and is a predicted model, not a curated record. Gene Ontology annotation, biological process: anatomical structure development; positive regulation of transcription by RNA polymerase II; negative regulation of transcription by RNA polymerase II. Gene Ontology annotation, molecular function: zinc ion binding; nuclear receptor activity; RNA polymerase II cis-regulatory region sequence-specific DNA binding. The transcript has 8 exons. Bases 1 to 1023 code for a protein of 340 amino acids. Lineage: Eukaryota; Metazoa; Chordata; Aves; Sphenisciformes; Spheniscidae.